GUAAAUCUAGAAUACGGUUGAUCUAAGUACGACGUGUCAUCCCUUUACAUAAGGUAAGUGCUGAAAGCCUUUCUCUAAUAGUUCAGUAUCUGCAAUAGACAGUGGAGGUAAAGGUGACCGCCAAUGCACGCCGCAGUACGAAAAUCCGUGGCCUCGGCAUACAUAUUUUUUUCUUCAUAUUAUCAAUUAUUUGUAACAUUGUUAUAUAGGAGGGGUGGAAAUUAAACCCUGCUUCUGAUUUAACACUAUCUAAACUAGAGGGAGGCAAAGUCACUAUGGAUAAUGUAUGAAUGUCUGGCGGUUAAACCAACACAGUUGGUGAACUCUCAAUACAUAUUAUGACCUCAUUACGACACAGUUUAAAUAUCCUUAAGACAGGAAUCUGCGGGAAACAUUGGACUUUCGAACGAAUUCUCUAUGAGAAAAUCUAACCGAUUUCCCGAGCUGACGUGCAAGAGUGACCGAGAGAACAACACUGGUUGACCUACGAUGACUGCUGGCGAUGGUAUCCCACAGCAUCACAAUGCACGACUGGUGACAAGCAGUUGACACAUACGAGCUUUAAAAGGACUGAUCAUGAAAUGGCUUACUUUCACCCGAAUACUUCUUGUAGCGCUACUUCUUUUGGCGAUACUGUGCCUAAACUUGGAAAAAGACAUUUUCAAAGCUACACUUUACAUCAGAAAUAGGACCCGGACUUACGGUUUGUUAGACCAAAAACGUACUGCAGAAAGGAUACAGUCUGAGAGAAUCGCAACUUUGAAAAGUUACUGCAGGACGAACGACACCAAAACCACGGAAUUUCCGACGCGAAGACGAUUCAUUGUUAAUGAAAGAUAUAAACUUCUAUAUUGCCAAGUAUUUAAAACUGGAAGCACAACUACGUUAACCAUUUUACAUAACCUUGAACACAAUGACAGAAGAAAUACACACGACAUGAGAGAACAACUCAAUGACUUGCCAUUCAAGCGGCUCAAUACCUAUUCUGAUGAGGAAGUACGUUUUCGAUUUGAGACGUACACCAAGCUUAUUAUUGUCCGGAAUCCAUUAGAGAGACUUGUAUCAGCAUGGGAGGACAAAUUCUCUUACGCCCCUUCACGAUUCGGAUACCGGAAACAGUAUCAUUCUAUGCUUAAAACACUUCUCUCAAACACGUCAAACACAGAGUUAGGACCAUUUAAACUGCUUCCCGAAGGUACUGACAAUAGAUCAUACCCAAUAGUUCCGUUCCCGGCAUUUAUUAAAGCGGUUGGAACGAACAGGACGGAGUGGCAAGAUCCUCACUGGCAGCUGAUUUCAGACCUAUGUGCCCCUUGCCAAAUUGACUACGACUUCAUCAUGCACACGGAGACAAUAGCGGAAGAUUACCAGUUGUUCUUCAGGAAGGCUGGAAUCGUUGGGAGAGAAUACCUGAUCCCGGAAGUACGACAGAGGAAAGGUGAUAGACUAUUUUGGGAUUUCUAUAAAGAAAUACCAAUGGAAGAUUUGUGGCAAAUCAAACAAAAGUUUAAAGUAGACUAUGAUAUGUUUGGAUAUAACUUCCAUGAUGACAUUGUAAGAUUUUUUAGCCGUUAAUUCUUUGAAGAUCUUUGUAUUUUCUCCAAAACUAUUUUAGUCCAGUUAAUAUUUGUUCAAACAUUACGAUAAUUUUGUUGAAUAAUUCUGGAUUUGAGAAACAAAAACAUUGUGUACUAUAAUCCCUACCAACCAUAAUGUUACAAAUUGUUGAAACGUAUCUUACAACCUUCCAAAACUGCUACUUUUAGAUGCAAUUUCCGUUAACAUUAAAAGGCAAAACUUAAUUAGCUUAUUACAUUGAUCUUACAUGGAAAGAGAGUAAACCAUCCUUGUUAUUCAUAGAUGUUUGCAAUACCAAAGUUCUGUUUUAUGUCUUAUACGUAAGUUUUUUUUUUACAUAACUUAAAUCACGGAAGCUUUGAAAACAUGUGUAGUAUGCUAGUUUUAUGGUAACAAUGUUUGAUUACAUGGUGAGAUCCUAUGAAGUCAGUUAUCUAAUAAAACAUAUUUCAUCAUGGUGA
Branchiostoma belcheri (Belcher's lancelet) is the source of this 2039-nucleotide messenger RNA. RefSeq names its product carbohydrate sulfotransferase 12-like. Gene Ontology annotation, cellular component: membrane. The coding region runs from base 577 to 1575 and encodes 332 amino acids. The transcript has 7 exons. Gene Ontology annotation, molecular function: sulfotransferase activity. Gene Ontology annotation, biological process: carbohydrate biosynthetic process. The record is from RefSeq and is a predicted model, not a curated record. Lineage: Eukaryota; Metazoa; Chordata; Leptocardii; Amphioxiformes; Branchiostomatidae.